Messenger RNA from Alosa alosa (allis shad), 1465 nucleotides. It is a transcript of the gene mars2, whose product is annotated as methionyl-tRNA synthetase 2, mitochondrial. Gene Ontology annotation, molecular function: ATP binding; methionine-tRNA ligase activity. NCBI's taxonomy places the organism in Eukaryota, Metazoa, Chordata, Actinopteri, Clupeiformes, Clupeidae. The transcript has a single exon. Gene Ontology annotation, biological process: methionyl-tRNA aminoacylation. The record is from RefSeq and is a predicted model, not a curated record. Bases 6 to 1187 code for a protein of 393 amino acids.
AGUGGAUGAAGGAGGAGAACUACAUGUUCCGCCUCUCUGAGUUCCGUUCUCCACUGCUGCGGUGGCUGAAGGAGAACCCAAACGCAGUGCAGCCAAAGAAGUUCUACCACAUGGUGCUCCAGUGGCUGGACAGCGAACUGCCAGACCUGUCCGUCUCUCGACAGAAAAGCCGACUCCGAUGGGGCAUUGCUGUGCCAGGCGACCCAGAGCAAACGAUCUACGUGUGGCUUGAUGCCUUGGUGAACUACCUCACAGUUGCUGGGUACCCCGGAAACCACAGUUUGUGGUGGAACGCUGCCCAUCACAUUGUUGGAAAAGACAUCCUAAAAUUCCAUGCUAUAUACUGGCCGGCAUUUCUGAUGGCGGCGGGAUUGCCUUCUCCACAGGUCAUACAUGUGCACUCUCACUGGACUGUGCAGGGCAAGAAGAUGUCCAAGAGCCUCGGAAAUGUGGUGGACCCCUUUGACACGUCACAGAGAUACACUGAGGAUGGCAUGAGAUAUUUCCUUCUUAGACAAGGGGUCCCAGAGCAUGACUGUGACUAUGAUGAUGCCAAACUGGUGAAGUUGCUGAACAGCGAGCUGGCCGACGCCCUUGGAGGACUGCUGAACCGAUGCACAGCUCCUUCACUAAACCCUGUUCAGGUCUACCCCCACUUCUGCUCCAGAUCCUUUCCUAAAGGUAGUGCCCAAGAACCCACCAGUAGAGCUAAGCCAGAAGAUUACAAAAUGGUUGAGUCGGUCGCUGAACUUCCAAACGCAGUGCAGGAGCACUUUGAGAGGCUGCACAUCUAUAAGGCCCUGGAGGCCAUCAGUGCAUGUGUCCGGCAGACUAAUGGCUUCGUCCAGAGGCAUGCACCGUGGAAGCUUGACUGCACUGAUGCAUGUGAUAAACGGUGGCAUGACGGCAUUCUCCAUGUGUCGAUGGAGUGUCUGAGAGUCUAUGGCACCCUCCUUCAGCCUGUGGUACCUGGACUGGCCGAUAAGCUGCUCUCUAGGCUGGGGGUGAGGCUGGAGGAGCGAACCUGGGAGGCCUUGCGCUUCCUGGAGCGGUACCAUGGAAGGACCUGCUCUUUUGAAGGGCGACCACUGGGGCCUGACACUGGUGUACUUUUUAACCGCCUCGAAAAGGACACGGCUAAGGAGAAGCCAAAAAAGAGCAAGAAAACUAGACUUGUCUGUCAAUAAAUUUUCAGGUCAUGCCUCUUUUUUUUUUUUUUUGCAAAUUAAGUUUGUUGGAGGAGGGAAAUCUGCAUGUCAUGUUUAUGAGGUCAUUUUGUUGCAGUUUAAUGUAACUAGCAAAAUUCACAGUGACCUCUAGAUGGAAGCAGACAUCACACAUUAAUAAGAGUUCCCUCGGAUAAGGUGACCGAAAGUGUAAGAUUUGUGUAAGUGUAAGAUGUACACUCUUUUUUAAUACGCUGGGACCUGCAAUCACCUAAUAAACAAGAGCAAUCCAGUGAAAA